AUGAGGAGAAGUUAUGCGCUGAAAACGAUCGUGUUUCAUUCAUGUUCCAUUGGUGCAAAAGGUGUGCCACCGGUGAGAAGUUGUCAAUCAGUAGGAGCAAAAAACAUCAAAGUUAUAAAAGGACCAAAUUAUUUAUCAGCACUUGAUAUUGUUAAAGAAUAUGGCAUACCAAUUCAAAGAGUUUCAUUGAGUCGUGGACUUGCAUUAAAUCGCUUUGAAAAAGAUUUCUUUAUUUACCCGGAAUAUUCUGAUACGGAUGCAGCUGAGAGCAUGUUGCAGUUAGUAUCUGCACUCAAGAACGACAUCAAAGCAGCAGCUGAUCAAAAGGAUCUUCUUUGGGAUAAAUACAAACUCUCUUCGUACGCUGUUCCUAAGAAAUACGGUGGCGUCGAUUUGUGUUACAAAGAUCUUUUAACUAUUUGUGAAGGAUUAGGAUCCUAUUGGAAAUUUUAUUAUCGUUUCGAGCAAACUCAUCUGGCAGCAUCUCUUAUUCUGCUGUACGGCAACGACCUGCAGAAGUCACAUUAUCUACCGCGAAUUGCAUCAGGAGUAAUUCGACCUGUAAUUGGUUUUUCCAGAUCUGAAAUGGAUUCGAAUUCGGAAUCAGUGGCAUCUUUAUGUGAGCUUACUAAUGGCAAACAAAAACUGAUUGCAACAAAUCAUUUUAUCAAUGCAUCAGAUGCUAAUUUGCUUCUCGUAUUUGCUAAGCAGGGCAAAAAUAAUGUAGCAUGCUAUCUUAUUGAGAACAAAAAUGGAAGCAGUGCUACUUUUGAAAUGGGAACGAAAACUUCUAUUUUUGGGAGAAGUGGAUUAAAUGUUAAUUCAUGGGAUUUCAAGCAGAUGACUGUAAAACCAAGCUUGAUGUUAGGAAAACUUGAAGAUGGAAAAAAAAUCUUACAAGAAACACUGGUGAAGCGAAUUUCAUUUGGUGCUGCCGUCGUAGAUUCUUUGUCAGAAUACUGCAACGGAACAUUACACCAGAAUUUGCCAUUGGCAAAAAGGAAUCCUAUCAAGCAUUUGGUAACGAAACUUGCAUUAAAUACUUAUGUGCUUGAGUCAAUGUGCUAUUAUGUUGGUGGACUUCACGAUGAAGAAUUUAUAUUAUUGCUUGAUGUCGAGGAAGCAGUAAUACACAAGUAUGCUAGGCAUUUGCUUUCUGAAGCUAUAUCGUCGACUGUAGAUGUUAUUGGAGUGGAUGCUAUUACGUCUGAUAUGAAUUUCGAUGAACUGUUGAAUGAGAUAAUGUCAACUCUUUUACUUAGCAAUACUCAUUUGGAUCUUCAAGAUUUUGUGGCAACUCAAGUUAUAAUAUCGUACGCAAACACUAAUGCAGAUAGCAUAAAACAGUGGCGUUCUUUUGAUAAACGACUCUACGAGCGGAUUUUUGGCCAUGUGGAAAAAGCAAUCUCAUUUCAUGAUCCAAAGCUUCAACACUUUAUCGCAGAGCAUGCACAUCCAUCAUUGAAAGAAGCAUGCAUUAAUCUAGAACACACGAUGUGGAGAUUGGAAUCAUUGCUUAAUUUGCUUCUUUCGAGUCAUGGGAAAAGCAUCAUAUCCGAUUACAAUGUACUUGGAGCAAUUUCAAAAGUGAUCGAAUAUAAUUUUGGCAUGGUUACAACGAUAGCACGAUCAAGCCGAUCUUACUCUAUUGGUCUACGAAAUGGUGAUCUUGAAAUAUCUUGGGCGCAGCUGUAUUGUUCUGAAGCGGCCAACAUGUCAAUGGCUGAACUGAGGAAGCUUUAUGACUAUUUCCGAUUUGAACGAAUGAACUCUUUGCACUGCAAGAUCGGAGAGUCUGUUUUGGAUACUGGUGGAUACUGUAUAGAAAGUCCAAUUACUCGAAAUUGGUGA
Molecule: messenger RNA, 1851 nt
Organism: Acanthocheilonema viteae
Lineage: Eukaryota; Metazoa; Nematoda; Chromadorea; Rhabditida; Onchocercidae
Source: the annotation of a GenBank genome assembly